AUGAGAGGGAGAGAUAGGCUAACUAACAAAGAUAAUCACUACCCAAGGGCGAUGGAAUAUGCACCUGAUAGUGAUGAAAUAAUUAUUGAUGCAGCAAUAUAUUUUGUAAAUUCAUCAGACAAAUUAUCUGGUGGUGAAAAGCAGCGUGUGGCUGUUGCUCGAGCUUUAAUUUCAAAAUGUAAAGUGUUAUUAGGCGAUGAAGUUACAUCUGCUUUGGAUAACCAAACAGAAAGAAAUCUUCUAGUGACACUUCAAAAAGCAAAAGUAGAAUUAGGUCUGACAAUUGUUGUUAUUGCACAUCGUUUGUCAACGGUUAUCAAUGCAGAUAAUAUUGUCUGUAUGGAACAUGGGCGUGGAAUUGUUGAACAAGGUACACACGCACAAUUAAUGGAAAACAAUGGUUUAUAUAAACAAUUUUAUAUGGCACAAAAAAUGAAAGAAACUCUACAUCAAGGUAACAAGAAACUAUAA
Didymodactylos carnosus is the source of this 471-nucleotide messenger RNA. Lineage: Eukaryota; Metazoa; Rotifera; Eurotatoria; Philodinida; Philodinidae. The record is from the annotation of a GenBank genome assembly.